This is a messenger RNA of Haplochromis burtoni (Burton's mouthbrooder), 2127 nucleotides long. RefSeq names its product extended synaptotagmin-3. The transcript is spliced from 18 exons. Lineage: Eukaryota; Metazoa; Chordata; Actinopteri; Cichliformes; Cichlidae. Bases 1 to 2013 code for a protein of 670 amino acids. The record is from RefSeq and is a predicted model, not a curated record. Gene Ontology annotation, biological process: lipid transport.
AUGGAAAAAAAGGUGUUGGAGCAGGCGUGGCCAUUCAUUGGGAUGUACAUGGAGAAGCUACUUAGAGAAAAGAUCCAGUCAUCCAUCAGGUCCUCCAAUCCUGCACUCAAAGCGUUCACAUUUACCAAGAUUCAUUUUGGAUACAAACCUCUCAAGAUCACUGGAAUAAGAGCGUACACACAUGAAGUGGAACGUAGGGAAGUGAUUCUGGACAUGAAUAUAAGUUAUGAUGGUGAUGUGGACAUCAGCACUGAUGUGAGCCUGGCAAUCACAACUCUUGUGAAAGGACUUAAACUCCAGGGGAUGCUGAGGGUCAUUUUAGAGCCUCUUAUUGGUCAAGCACCGCUGGUGGGAGGAGUGACUUUUUUCUUCAUUCGCCGCCCUGUAAGUGGCCAGAGACUUUCUCACAGUCUUAUUAUGACGAGUGGAGCCUUGUGGUUAGUAAUGUCAAACCUUUUGACUACAUUUUUUGCUCUUUCAGUUGACCUGACUGUUAAUGUGAAUACUUGUGCUUUUUCAUCUCAGGGGGUGGUGAGGGUCCACUUGUUGGAGGCCAGAGAUCUGGUGGCUAAGAACACACACGUGAUGAAUUUAAUGAAAGCGAAAUCAGACCGAUAUGCCACACUGAGAGUGGGCAGCACGCAUUUCAAAAGCAAGACUGUCAAAGAGAAUUUGUUCCCAAAAUGGAAUGAAGUGUAUGAGUUUAUUGUCCACGAGGCCCCGGGGCAGGAGCUAGAAUUAGAGCUGUGCAAUGAGGGCGCAGACAAAGAUGAUUGUCUUGGAAGAUAUAACCAUGAUUUUGGAGAAGUGAAGAGGGAGAAACAAAUGGAUCAGUGGUUUCCUGUGGACAGGGCACUGCAUGGUGAAGUUCAUCUUAAGCUCCAGUGGUUUUCCCUUCAGACUGACACCAGCCUGCUGAAGGAGUCCACGGACAACUUUGCCUGUGCUGUGCUUGCAGUGUACCUGCAGAGUGCCACAGAUCUACCACUCACAAAGAGAACCACCUGUCCCAACUCCUUUGUGGAAAUGUCCAUUGACGACGACGUUGUUAAAAGCGAGGUUGCGUAUGCAUCUAAAGAUCCAGUUUGGGAAAAGGGUUUCACCUUCUUUGUGCAUAAUGUCAGUGCACAGGAGCUCAUUGUUCAGGUCAAAGAGCCUGAGAAGAAGAAUCUAGUCUGUGUUCUCAGCUUGCCCCUCAGUCACCUGCUCAGAACCUCCAACCUGACUCUAGACCAGCGCUUCAUGCUGGAGCGCUCUGGAGCAAACAGCCAGAUCAAACUGAGGGCCACUCUCAGGAUUCUUAAUUUGGAAGAGCCUCCAUCCCAGACUAUCUUCAGUCCUCCUCCACAAGGCAAACAACAACAGGCCAGAAAAUCAGGGUACAGCUCAGUCUCCAAUCCCUCCAAUGCUCCACCCUCCUCUCACACAGCUUCCUCCAACAAUAUCCCUGCUGCCUCUACUCCGAACCUGGAGGGAGCAUCACCAAGCAAAGGCUAUUUGGCUCAAGGCUGUGGCUCCUCCCAGGCGCCUGAAAACAGGAAGCAAUCAUCUUCAUCAAUAAACUUGCGUCGGUUCGACUCCCACAGCCUGCUGUUAGAGAACGUUAUUGAUUCAUCGCGAUUCGACCUGUCAGAUGGAGCCUCCUAUCCAGAGGCCAUUAGGAAUCAUCUGGGUUCAUUUGGAGAGAUUGCGUUGUCUGUACAAUAUGCAGCCAUGAGGAACAAACUCAUGGUCUUUGUUAACAAUUGCAGGAAUUUAUUCCCUUGCAGUGAGAACGGCACAGACUCUUACGUCCGCCUGUAUCUCCUUCCUGUCCAAAGCUUGAAGCAUCGCAAGAGGACCGGUGUCAAGAAGAGGGCGAUCAAUCCCAUUUUCAAAGAAAAGUUUCAGUUCGAUGUGACACUCAGGGAAGCACAAACUAGGAAGUUGUAUGUGUCUGUGAAAAGUAACAAGAUGUUGGUCUCCAGAGAAAGAAAGGGCAUUGGCUUGGUAUGUUAUGCUACGUCAGGGUAAACGGCAUUGAUACCUUAAAAAUAAUAAAACUAUACACUGAGGAAUAUUCCUAUUUGUAAAUAAACAUUUUUAUAGUAAUUAGAGUGAUAUAUGCUUCUGAUAAAAAUAAUCUUA